AUGUGCCAUGCGCUUCUACACUCCUUAAUAAAUAUGGGGAAAACUGCAUUAAAUGUGGAUCAAGAGAAUGCUGAGGAGCCUGUUGGCUAUGAUUAUUACAAAAUAUAUCGGGGAUCAAUGACAGAACCAAUACGGGAAUGGGAUGCCGAUAUUGAACUAAGAUUUGCUACAGAAGAGGAGCAAACGCUCCUGCUCGGAAACUCAGAUUCUGAAAGCGAAUGUGCUGCAGAUGAUGAUGAUGACUCGAACGAUGAGAAUAACUGGCGAAAUGACUAUCCGGAUGAGGAAGAUGACGAUGAUGAUGAUACUGAGGAUGAGGAUGUUGAUUACUAUGAUGAUGAUGACAGGGCUUACAGCCUUUCCCUUCAAGAAGACAAUGAAGAAUCACCUUUUGCUCUUGAAAGAAUGCGACGUCGCCUGGAAGGAUUUGCUAUGGAAGCGUACGAAGGAGAAGAAGAUAUUUCCGAUGACGACGAUAACAUUCGUGGCGAAUUUUCUGCUCCCAGUAACGAGGAUGAUGAUAGUUAUGAUGACAGAUAUCGUGAAGAUUAA
Strongylus vulgaris is the source of this 552-nucleotide messenger RNA. Lineage: Eukaryota; Metazoa; Nematoda; Chromadorea; Rhabditida; Strongylidae. The record is from the annotation of a GenBank genome assembly.